AUGCCAUCCGCGUCGCGUGUCGUGUCGUCGUGGGUCGGUGGGCUGUCGUUGCUGGGGAUGGAUGUGGUUGAGGACAAGCGACGUGGGAUCGUUGAUGAUGGCCAAAUGAUGCGUCGGCGUUUGCCGAUGACCGUUUUAGGAAAGCGGUCAAACAGUAGUCUGUUGGAAUUCCGUUGGACUUCUGUUGGAUUUGUCCACUGGAAUUCCAUUGGCACUUGCUCGUCAUUUCCAGUGGACUGGGUGCUAGUUUGCUUCCGACGGAGUCCGCUCGGAGUCCGCUCGGAAAAGCAGUGGCAGCGUAAAGACCUCGCAUGGGCCGAGCUUUCCGGAUACACUUGGAAAACAUCCAAAGUCUCCUUGUUGACCCCUGUUGUCUCCAAGAGAUCGAAGAACAUGACAGGAACAGUAAACAGCACAAAGAAUAUCUUGAUGAAGAACUUGAGGAAAUCCAGUCUUCUUUUCCUGUGGAAGGAUUGGUUGAGGCUGAUUGUUGGUCAUUUUGAUGCAACCGAACGCCUUGUCAUCUAUGUCACCUCAGAACAGUUCCAGCAGGACUCUAUUUCCAUCAAGAUUCUGGUUGCUCCACCCACAGACUCAGCUCUGCUUCCAUGGCGUCAACUAUUCAAAAACAAUUUCCUUCCGAAAUUCGGUGCAAUCAAUGCUUUGUCCACCAUUACCAACAAAGAAAUACUUGAAUUUCUCAACAAUGGUAUAUCCAUGGCAGUCCAGGCUAGGAACCUCAUACAUCAUGCUGAACUUGCAUUGGGAUGGUUGGACAAACCUGACCUUCAAUAUGAGACAACCUGGCAAGCCCUACAGUAUUUGGCAACCAAUGCAACCAACACCACUGUCCAGGACCAUGCCACAACAAUUAUCGAGAAGCUUCAAGAAUGGAAUGGCCUCCAUAACAGUCUCUGUAAAGUCAAUGAGCGACUGCUUGGAGGCGACGAGAGGCACAUUGAAAUGACGAGUGAAAUAGCCCAUGGAAUCAGGGGAUUGUGUGGCGAACUAGGUGAACUAGAUGCCAGUGACCGUUUUUUCCUCAACUUGGAGAAUCCAUCUUUCAAUGGGACCCUCCAUUUCGAAGUGUGUCUUGCUAGCCUUCUCCCCGCCUUUACCCGCUGCAUCCCUCCUGACGACAACAACUACAAGGAGAUGAAGAUAUUGUCCAACUUGCAGGUAGCAUAUCCCCUUUCUCACCUGUUUCCGUCCUUUGACCCUCAUUUUGUUCCUUCUCAUAUGCAGGACUAUGGGCAAGUGAUUGGAGUAUCCAAACACUGCUGCCCUGCUUGCACUACUUUCCUGAGGACCUUAAUGAUAGGAAGCAAAGAUGACUUCAUGGUACAAGGCAACUUCGGCACAGUUACUGCAUGCUCUCUGCCGCCAUGGACUCCGAGUCAUAUCGUGGACCUGAUGAAUCAGAAGUUGGGACUGAUGUUGAGACAAGAUCUUGUGACCUUCAUGAAACUGGACAACACUAAUACAUGCUCGAUCCACAGGCUCAGAAGCAAUUUCUGUCCACCGUACUGA
Molecule: messenger RNA, 1530 nt
Organism: Laccaria bicolor S238N-H82
Lineage: Eukaryota; Fungi; Basidiomycota; Agaricomycetes; Agaricales; Hydnangiaceae
Exons: 4
Coding region: 1-1530 (509 amino acids)
Source: RefSeq, a predicted model, not a curated record